CGACCCUUUUUUAUUUUUUAUUUUAAGAGCCGUGUUGCUAUGGGACCUUUCACGCCCUUUCUCACAGAUUUUCUCUGACUGCCUCUAUCCAGUCUGCUAGAGCAGCCGCUUGCUUGCAUUUAUAAAUAAAACGGACAUAGAAUAUCUUCAGAUAUCCCCGGCAUUAUGGCGGGCAUUUCUGACGCCCCCGCUCUAUUAUAUCCACUAUCAGACCUGCCUCUGUCUUUUAACGACAGCAGUUUCGCGGGCUCGGAGCCUGCUCCAAAAAGGCAUGCCGCGUGUGAUGAAUGUCGAAAGCGUAAGCUGAGAUGCUCUGGAGAGCUCACUGGCUGCUCGCGAUGCGUAAAACAGGCGCUCUUCUGCCACUACUCGAUACAGAAGCAAAUGGGACGACCUCCGAAGAAGAAGUCACGUCUGGAAGAUGAUGGAAACUCCAUGGAUGUCUCAGAUUCCGGCGGACUGGGGGACUUGGAGAGCAACCCGUUAGACUCUCGAACUUCCAGGGCUGAUACUAAGUCUUCGACCGAGGCAUUUCACCUAUGUGCGCCGGUAUUUCGCGCUGUGAUAUCGAGAGGUUCACAGGCUCCUUACAAUUCAUUGAGUGGGGAUCAGGGCGGGCUCUUUCAGCAAGAUGGAUCGACCAUGUUGGAACCUGUUAUAGCCUCCGACAGUCCUUGGCCCGAUUAUGCGGCGGCAGCGUCAGCAUCCUCGUUGAUGCUUCCUAGAAACUCUGAUUCGGCGGACAAGCAGUUCGACUCAGGGAUGACAUCCAAUUUCUCUCUUCCGCAAGGCAUCCCGCGAUGCACCUGUCUCUCCUAUCUAUACCUCUGUCUCAGCAAUCUGUCGACCCUGACCUCAUUUCCAACCACCAAUCAAACCAUCCUGUCUCUUUAUACAGCUGCUCGCACGGCAAGAGAGGUGAUCCGCUGCGAGAUCUGCCCACAGCAAUACUCCACUGGUGUGCAAAAUGUGAUGCUCUUGGGCACUCUACUUAAUAUACUCGCAGAUUCGUGGCUGCGGGUGUCUGAGGCAGAUCCAGUUGAAUUAGGAAAACAGUCAGCGCCUGCUGGAUACGUUUCUACCGUAUCAAGGGAUCCUCGGAAUGAGGCCUCGAGGUGGAGGGAAUGGCUUAUGCAGACCAUUCGCCACGCUGUCAUCGGCGGGCCAAUUGAACCUGCAGCUUCAAUAAAAGCCAAAGAUACACCUGAUGUGCUUUCCCUCAUCAAAGAGAUGGAAACACGUCAGAGAAGGUGGCACGCGGAAGGUACAUCACCCUCUGAGAUUCGAGGGUAUUCGAAUCAGCAAUCCGAAGGGUGGGCAUCGACCGAACAGAACGGCUGUAGCCCACUAAAGCCGAACGGCGACAUAGAUGAGAGAAACCUCCUCUGCCUUCAAAUCGUCGGUCGCGCCAGAGAAGUUAUUUCUAAAUUCGGGUUCCAACCGCAUGACUAUCCUGAUGGUGUUGUUGCAUGAAUGAUGAUUGCCCCUCAUUGUGCGUUUUUGAGCAAAUCUUUUUCAUUUUCAUUCUCCAACCGGAGUUCUUUCAGGAUGGACAUAAGGAACAUUUUAUUAUAUCUGGUAUAUUGUUGGGAACAUGGGUGUGUUCGUCUACUUACCUUCUUUUCUCAUGCAGGGUAUAUUAUAUGUGACUCAGCCUACCGUGGGGGUCGUAAAUAGGAAAAACAAGCCAAGAAUAAGGACAU
Molecule: messenger RNA, 1703 nt
Organism: Paecilomyces variotii
Lineage: Eukaryota; Fungi; Ascomycota; Eurotiomycetes; Eurotiales; Thermoascaceae
Product: putative C6 finger domain protein
Exons: 2
Coding region: 166-1473 (435 amino acids)
Biological process (GO): positive regulation of transcription by RNA polymerase II
Cellular component (GO): nucleus
Molecular function (GO): DNA-binding transcription factor activity, RNA polymerase II-specific; zinc ion binding; sequence-specific DNA binding
Source: RefSeq, a predicted model, not a curated record